GAAGAGAAGUUCGGACCGACGCACCACGAGGGUUGAGGGUGGUGGCUUUCGGAAUCCUCCGUCGUGAGCAUUGCGCAGUGAAGAGGGCAGAGGGCAAUGAGCACCUCGUCGAGCAUUGGUGUGUGACGCAGUGACGGGGCAUCCCAUCCAUCAUGGGACCAGGCAGGCUGACAGGCGGCGGAUGAUGGCAGAAGCGGCGACGACAUACGGCCUCCUCUGCAUCUCGUCGCUCGUCAUUGGCUACUACCUUGGCGUGGGCCGCAACCUGCUUGGCUACAACGCGCACGCGCGCACCCGCCUGGCCGCCGCCGAAGGCGAGGACUCGGAGUCGGAGGACGGGGACACGGACACAGACCUGACAGACGAGGCGCUGGCAAGGAUGAAUGCGCUGCGGGCAGGCUUGCUCGAGGAGUGCAAGCUCGUCCUCGUCGUGCGGACAGACCUCAAGAUGGACAAGGGCAAGAUUGCAGCGCAGUGCAGCCAUGCGACGCUGGCCUGCUACAAGGCCCUGGCCCAGGCCAACCCCAAGGUGCUGCACCAGUGGGAGCGCUCGGGCCAGGCCAAGGUCGCGCUCAAGUGCUCCACCGAGGACGAGAUGCUGGCGCUGGAGCGCCGCGCAAAGGAGCUCAACCUGUGCGCGCGCAGCAUCCGCGAUGCCGGCCGCACGCAGAUUGCAGCGGGCAGUCGCACCGUGCUCGGCAUCGGCCCAGGACCCGUCAAGAUCAUCGACCAGGUCACCAAGCAUCUCAAGCUGCUGUAGCCAUUUUGCGCCAUCGAGUGGAC
This is a messenger RNA of Acaromyces ingoldii, 783 nucleotides long. RefSeq names its product peptidyl-tRNA hydrolase II. Gene Ontology annotation, molecular function: peptidyl-tRNA hydrolase activity. Gene Ontology annotation, cellular component: mitochondrion; cytosol. Bases 185 to 760 code for a protein of 191 amino acids. The record is from RefSeq and is a predicted model, not a curated record. The transcript is spliced from 2 exons. Lineage: Eukaryota; Fungi; Basidiomycota; Exobasidiomycetes; Exobasidiales; Cryptobasidiaceae.